Molecule: messenger RNA, 380 nt
Organism: Trichoderma harzianum CBS 226.95
Lineage: Eukaryota; Fungi; Ascomycota; Sordariomycetes; Hypocreales; Hypocreaceae
Exons: 1
Coding region: 11-298 (95 amino acids)
Source: RefSeq, a predicted model, not a curated record
GAACGUGAGCAUGGACAGGCUCGGUCAAGCACACCGAUCAUGUCGCUGCAACCUCCAGCUUCCCAUCACCACGCUGCUUGUCUGCCUCGUACAACUACCUCUCCCGGCAAGCCCAUCUCCGUCUUUUGCUUCGCUUCUCCGGCAGACUCAAAUCUCGUCUACUUCGUACAAGCUCCUUCACGACUCGCUUUGCCUGGCAAGACCCAAAAAGGGCCCUCUCCGAUCCCCGUCUCCGACCCAGUCGGCUGCACGUCAGUUUCAUGGUGUGCAGACCACUCGGACCCUGGCACACCAGUGAUGUCAGUCGCCCUGUUAGGUUGAUGACGGCGCAGUGGCGCUUCAAGGAUACGAUACCUGCGCCAGAAAGGCAUGCCGCUGUC